GUCUGCAAAGAAAACAAAAAAUGUUGCUAAAGAAAAAACACCAGAUGAGAAAAAAGAUGAAAUAGAAAAAAUAAAAGCAUAUCCCUAUAUGGAAGGCGAACCUGAGGAUGAUGUCUAUUUAAAACGGUUAUACCCGAGGCAGAUAUAUGAUGUGGAGAAAGCUGUUCACUUACUUAAGAAAUUUCAAGUUCUUGACUUUACUGGUCCAAAGCAAAGUGUUUAUCUUGAUUUGACACUGGAUAUGACACAGGGAAGGAAGAAAAACGUGGCACCAUUUACCAGUGUUCUUAGUUUGCCAUACCCAUUUGCUUCGGAAAUCAAUAAAGUUGCUGUAUUUACAGAGAAUGCAUCAGAGGUCAAAAUAGCAGAAGAAAAUGGAGCUGCAUUUGCAGGAGGCACUAGUCUGAUACAGAAGAUUUGGGAUGAUGAAAUUGUUGUAGACUUUUAUGUAGCUGUUCCAGAAAUAAUUCCUGAACUUAAUCGAUUAAGGAAGAAGCUGGGUAAAAGAUUUCCAAGGGUUUCUCAAAAUUCCAUUGGCCGUGACAUCCCCAAAAUGCUUGAAUUCUUCAAAAAUGGACAUGAAAUUAAGGUAGAUGAAGAAAGGGAGAAUUUUCUGCAGACCAAAAUAGCAAGAUUGGAUAUGUCAAGUGACCAGAUAGCUGCCAAUCUACAAGCAGUUAUUAAUGAAGUUUGUAGGCACAGACCACUGAAUUUGGGUCCCUUUGUGAUACGUGCUUUCCUUCGUAGUUCAACAAGUGAAGGUUUAUUACUGAAGAUUGAUCCAUUGUUGCCUAAAGAAGUAAAAAAUGAAGAAAGUAAAAAAGACAUCUAAAUGUGUUGAAUUGCGAAAUUACUUUAAGUGGUUUAAGAAGCAAUGGAGAAAAUUAUAAAACUGCAUAGUUUUUACAUUUGAUGUCUCGUUAUUGAUCAUACUUGAAAGUGAACUUUAACACUGAAAAAUCUUAGUCAUUUCAAGAAUAAGAAAAUAAAAUUUUCUCUUUGUCUGAACCUGC
Messenger RNA from Mandrillus leucophaeus (drill), 1013 nucleotides. RefSeq names its product mitochondrial ribosomal protein L1 (gene MRPL1). Gene Ontology annotation, cellular component: large ribosomal subunit; mitochondrion. The transcript has 7 exons. The record is from RefSeq and is a predicted model, not a curated record. Gene Ontology annotation, biological process: translation. The coding region runs from base 89 to 832 and encodes 247 amino acids. Lineage: Eukaryota; Metazoa; Chordata; Mammalia; Primates; Cercopithecidae. Gene Ontology annotation, molecular function: structural constituent of ribosome; RNA binding.